AUGGACGCCGGCGAAACGGACACGGGACAAGGCGCGGCCGUGGAGACGGCGCCGGCCUCCUCUUCGUCCGACGACGUCAACGAUCUCGUCGCGGUGGGAGAAGACGGAGGGAGGGGUGCGGCCCCGGCGCCGGCGCCCGCGCCGAUGAUGGUGGGGGUCGUCGUCGCGAUCAGCAUGAAGAGGCCGGGGCCGCGCGUGCCGCGGCCAAGGCGGAGGCGCGCGGUGGUGCGACCGCCCGCCGCCGCCGCCGGGUCCGACCACGGCGCGCGGCGGACCAAGGAGUUCAUGCAGUGGCGGGAGUGGUACCUGCGCAAGCAGCGCCGGGAGAAGGAGAGGGCGUGGUUGUACUACGCCGGGAUACCGCCGCCGGGCAGCUAG
This is a messenger RNA of Miscanthus lutarioriparius, 378 nucleotides long. The record is from the annotation of a GenBank genome assembly. Lineage: Eukaryota; Viridiplantae; Streptophyta; Magnoliopsida; Poales; Poaceae.